Molecule: messenger RNA, 669 nt
Organism: Pedinophyceae sp. YPF-701
Lineage: Eukaryota; Viridiplantae; Chlorophyta; Pedinophyceae
Source: the annotation of a GenBank genome assembly
AUGAUGUUCGCGGUUCGUGCUGGCGCUCGAGCGCCGUGCGCUCAGGCCGCCCCCGCCCGCCCCGCGGCGCGCAGGGCUGCUCAUAGGAUGGUUGCCCGGGCCGCGUCCGAGAUGGACGUCGAGACCAAGGUGGAAGCCGAGGCGGAGGGCCUCACUGGUGAAGAGAUCAACGCGAUGAUGGACCUCAUGUGCAACGAGACGGAGUUCCUCGAGCUCGGCCUCGAGAUGAAGGGCUUCAAGAUGACGAUCAAGCGCUCCAGUGGCGCCGUGCCCGAGACCCCGGUCGCCGCCGCCGCCCCGGCGCCCGCCGAGGCCCCCGCGCCGUCCCCGGCGCCCGCCGAGGCCUCCACGAGCUCGCUGUCGGACGACGAGGAGGACGCGAGCGUCGUGUCGGUGGAGGCGCCCAAGGUGGGCAUCUUCCGGCGCGGGUACUACGCGCGCGGGAAGCGCGUGGGCAACGGCAACUCGGUGGACGUGGGGCAGGAGGUGAAGCAGGGCACGAUCGUCGGGUUCGUCGAGCAGCUCGGGACGUUCUGGCCCGUGGAGGCCCCCAUGACGGGGGAGGUGUUUAAGUUCCUGAAGGACGACGGAGACACGGUGGGGUACAAGGACGUGGUCGCGGAAAUGCACCCCUUCUUCGGCGGCAACCUCCCCGGCGAGCGCGUGUAG